This is a messenger RNA of Paramecium tetraurelia, 639 nucleotides long. RefSeq lists its product as uncharacterized. The record is from RefSeq and is a predicted model, not a curated record. NCBI's taxonomy places the organism in Eukaryota, Ciliophora, Oligohymenophorea, Peniculida, Parameciidae. Gene Ontology annotation, molecular function: mRNA binding; metal ion binding. The transcript has 2 exons.
AUGAAUAAUAGUAGACGAUCACUGAACGCUGAUUUGAAUAGUUAUGUUCCCAGUUAACCAACAUGGACACAGAAGUGUUUAAAAAAUGCCAAGAGAAUUUCAUUCAACGAUCAGUCGGAUUCAGAUAAAAGAGGAUCCAUGAGCACCGUAGCUACCUUAACAACGAUGAGCACUGACUUCUAUGUUCAAGAUGACGAUCCCAUCGAAGAAAUGACCUCCUCUAGUGAUGAAUCUUAGAGCCACACCAAAUUCAAAACAGAAAUGUGUAAGAAUUGGAGUCUUCUUGGCAGAUGCAAUUAUAGUAAUAAAUGCUAAUUUGCUCAUGGUGAGAACGAGAAGAUAACUCGGUAAUCUAAUAUGAAAUAUAAGUCGAAACUAUGUAGAUCUUUCCAUCAAGAAUAUGUAUGCUUUUAUGGAGCCAGAUGUUAGUUUAUCCAUGAAAGCAGGAGUGUUGAGCAAAUCAAGAAAGAUUGCAAAUCAUAAACUGUAUUCUAUUAACCUAGUUCGUUUUCAUUGAGAUUGAAAUCCCUUCAAUCAAUCACCAAUGGUUGGAAACAAUAAAUUCCACUUAAAGAAUGCUUACAAUUGUGGAAGACUAAAUUGUUAAUUUAAAUCAAUCUAUCUUCAAGCAGUGAAUGA